CUGGCACUUAUGAGAUCCAGUCCUGGCAACAUGGAGAAGAUAGUCAUCUGCCUGAUGUUCAUCUUCUUGGGGACAGUGGCCCAUAAAUCCACCUUCCAAGGGCAAGAUCGCUUCUUGAUUAGAUUGCGUCAACUUAUAGAUAUUGUUGAUCAGCUGAAAAAUUAUGUGAAUGACUUGGACCCUGAUCUUCUGCCAGCUCCAGAAGAUGUAAAGAGACACUGUGAGCAGUCAGCCUUUUCAUGUUUUCAGAAGGUCCAACUGAAGUCAGCAAAUACAGGAGACAGUGAAAAGACCAUCCAUAUAUUAACUAAACAGUUGAAGAGGAAACUACCUCCCUCAAAUGAAGAGAGAAGACAGAAACAUAGACUGACAUGCCCUUCAUGUGAUUCUUAUGAGAAAAAACCACCCAGAGAAUUCCUAGAAAGACUGAAAUCACUAAUCCAAAAGAUGAUUCAUCAGCAACUCUCCUAG
Manis javanica (Malayan pangolin) is the source of this 471-nucleotide messenger RNA. RefSeq names its product interleukin 21 (gene IL21). NCBI's taxonomy places the organism in Eukaryota, Metazoa, Chordata, Mammalia, Pholidota, Manidae. Gene Ontology annotation, cellular component: extracellular region. Gene Ontology annotation, molecular function: cytokine receptor binding. Gene Ontology annotation, biological process: immune response; positive regulation of natural killer cell mediated cytotoxicity. The record is from RefSeq and is a predicted model, not a curated record.